CACGGCUGAGAGCAAGAUGGUACUGCUCGGGAACCUCACGGCAAGUCCGGCGGCCACCGGCAUCCGGCAGAUCCGGCAGGCGCAGCGCGCCGAUGGUCCCGCGUCAGUGCUCGCCAUCGGCACGGCGAACCCGGCGAACUGCGUGCGGCAGGACGACUACGCCGACUACUACUUCGGUGUCAUCAACAGAGAGCACCUCACCAAACUCAAAUCCAAGCUCCACAGAAUCUGUAAAAGCUCGGCCAUCAACAAGCGUUACUUUCACCACACCGAGGAAAUGUUGCGAGACCACCCUGAGCUUAUAGACCGGACAUUGCCGUCCCUGGACACCCGGAUGGCCAUUGCCGCCACCGCCGUUCCGGAGCUGGCGGUAGCGGCCGCGACCAAGGCCAUCGCGGAGUGGGGGCGCCCGGCCACCGACGUCACCCACCUCGUCGUCAGCACCUACUGCGGCGCGCACAUGCCGGGCGCCGACCUCCGGCUGGCCUCCCUCCUCGGCCUCGCUCCCUCCGUCCCCCGCACCAUGCUCUACCUCAACGGCUGCAACAGCGGCUCCACCGCGCUCCGUGUCGCCAAGGACAUCGCCGAGAACAACCGCGGCGCACGUGUCCUCGUGGUCUGCGCCGAGCUCACUCUCAUCCUGCUCCGCGCCCCCGAGGACGAGGCCGACAAGGCCACGCUCAUCAUGCAGGCCCUGUUCGGCGACGGCGCGGGCGCCGUGAUCGUCGGUGCCGAUGCGAACCGCGGCUCCGUCGAGCGCCCGAUCUUCGAGAUGGUGGCCACGUCACAGACCGUGAUACCGGAGUCUGAGCACGCCGCGGCUGGACGGCUCAGCGAAAACGGGCUCCUCUUCCGCCCCGCCGUCGAGAUGACAACGCUGAUUCGCGAGAACGUCGAGCAGUGCCUGGUAGACGCGUUGGGGCCGCUCGGCCUGAGCGGUGGCUGGAACCGUCUCUUCUGGGCGGUGCAUCCAGGGGGGCGAGCAAUCUUGGACGGUGUGGAGGCAGUGCUCCGGCUGGACCCCGAGAAGCUGGCGGCGAGCCGCCAUGUGCUGAGCGAGUUCGGGAACAUGUCCGGGCCGACGGUGAUCUUUGUGCUCGACGAGAUACGCCGGCGACAGGGAGAACAUGGGGUUGGACGUGACGGCCUGGGUGUGCUACUGGGGCUUGGACCGGGAAUUUCCAUUGAGACGAUAGUGUUGCACGCCACUGGUAACUAUUAGAACGAAUUUACUGGCACUGGUAAAUGACCUCGUAAAUAUAAGUUUACACUAAAACGACGGUCAAAUAAAUCCAUUCCACUUCUUUCAUUUCAAAAUAUAAGUUGUAGUACUUUUUCAAAAUUUUAAAUUUCUAUGUUUGACCAAGUUUUUAGUACCCCUUCCUGUCCAUUAUAAAUAAUAAAUGUUGUGGUUUUGUACUAAGGUUUUAAGUAACCUUAUUUCAAAACCGUGACACUUAUUUGGGUUGAAGGGAGUAGUAAAGUAUAUCAACAUCUAAAAUAGUAGAUAUAUGAA
Molecule: messenger RNA, 1516 nt
Organism: Triticum aestivum (bread wheat)
Lineage: Eukaryota; Viridiplantae; Streptophyta; Magnoliopsida; Poales; Poaceae
Product: bisdemethoxycurcumin synthase
Exons: 2
Coding region: 17-1222 (401 amino acids)
Biological process (GO): polyketide biosynthetic process
Molecular function (GO): acyltransferase activity, transferring groups other than amino-acyl groups
Source: RefSeq, a predicted model, not a curated record